CAUCCCAUCCCAUCUGCUCUCUUUGUUCUCACUCUUUAUCUAUUAAUGUAGCACUUCAAAGUUGAAACUUUUUGGUUCUAGAAUUGUGUUCUUUAAUACAGUUAUUUCUAGUUGAGGACUUGAAAGUGGUGGAGCUUAUUCUUCCAUGUGUUUUGCUGGUUGUUGUUUAAGGAGAAGUUCUAAGGUAAAGCUUGCUGUGGGAACAGAGUUGAAGUGGGUUUUCGUUUGUGAAUCCAGUUUCUGAGAUUAUCAGUUGCACAUCAUCAAGGUUGAGGCUGAGUUGUUUUCCACUUGAUGCUUGAACUUGGCACCUAAAUUGAAAUUAGAUUAGGACAUUUGAGCGCAGUAGAUGUUUUCAACUCGAUUACAAGCAGAAAAUGAGAAGCAAAGAUGUCCUGGAGAAAGAUGACCUGGAGGAAGAAGAUUCAUUGCAGUCUGUGAGCAAGAGUAGAGACUCAGCAGAAGGGAUUACUUUGUCUGAAGAUUUCCUGCCAAAGAAAGAGUCUGACCACAUAGUUGUUCUAAGCAUAUCGGGAAGAAAUAGUUGCAGUAGGCAGUGGUUCUUCCAAAAGCUCUAUGGUCUAGAUAAUGCAAUUCCGAAGCACAUUAUAACUUUUGAUGAAAAAUACCUUCGUCGCUGUCUGGAAUGGAUGCAUAUCAGUGCGUUUGGAGUAUUUUCAUGCAAUUUUUCGUCUAUUGGUGUCUUUCACAAUGACUUAAGUUCAAGAGGAAUUAGUAGUAGACGUGCAUAUGAUAUGGCUAGGUUAGUUAUUGAACAUCCAUUGGCUCUUUUAACAGAUAGUGUUGCAAUAAGUUCUGCAGGAGAAAGGAUUCUGGGCACAAUCUCUGCCAGCAAGAGCAUGAUAAACAUUUUGAGGAGCCCGUUGCUUCAUCAGUUGGGAGCCCUCGAUUCUAAUGCCAGCAAUGGAGGAAGAGGUCUAGUGGACAUCAAAGAAGCAGUUGCUUCUGAUUUUAUUAGCUCUCCUGUUAAAUUCAAUACCAGUAAGCCUAAUAAACUAAAGGACGUGGUGCUUGGAGACAAUGAAUAUGGAUCUGAGCCAGUGCACAAGAGACUGGCUUCUGUAUCAAGCACAAAUUCUACCAGCUCUGAUCAGUCUUCUUUCUCUGCAUCAGCUGCUAUUUUCCAAGGAAUGCUGCAGUGCACGUGGAAGGAUGGAUGCCCCCAUUAUCUUUUCUCUGUGGAUGAUCAAGGGGAGGUUUAUGCUGCCAACUUACUGAAGAUCCAGUCACCAGAGGACAAGUCUCUCGACUAUAUUUACUCAUUUCAUUUAAAAUCAGGUCCCAAGAGAGACCUGAAUAUUCGGGAUAGAGAGUUAGAUCUUGUUGCUAAGAUGAAAGUGUCUACUUCAAUUACAUUGUGCCCCAGGAAUUCAGAAAUCAUGGAGACACAAUUUGUUUUGUUUGGUUCCAGUGAAAGUUGGAUGCAAGAGACCCAAACCUCAGUUAGUGUUCUUAAAAAGAACAAAGGGCUGACAAAGAAGGUAGCAGAUGUUUUCAGGACAAGCCAGUCUCGUAAGCAAAGAACGUCUUCAAAGUUAUGGGGAACGAGUAUUAUCCUUGAAGACACAUCCUGGGAGUCUUCUGAUGAUCUAUGUGACAAUUUUGAUCAGAGUCCGGCCAAUCUUCUGGAAAAUGACAUUCCACCAAAUCUUGAGUUGGCUGCCAUAGUUGUGAAGGACCAUAUACCUCACAAACCUAAGGAGCCAGAAAUUGGUGGUUGGGGUUUGAAAUUUCUGAGGAAAUCUGGCAACAUCCAGAUUGAUGCAGUUUCAGAAAAUUCAUCAAUUUCAGAACGUGGCCAACGAGAUGGUGGAGAAUGCUCAACAAGCAUGAAUAUUCUAGUUCCAGCAGGUUUUCACGGUGGACCAAGAGCCAGGAAAGGCGGGCCAUCAAGCCUCUUGGAGAGAUGGCACUCCGGUGGGCAUUGUGAAUGCGGAGGUUGGGAUAUCGGGUGCCCGCUCACUGUAAUCAGUACAAGAACAAACAGAAUUGAGAAUCUGCCCCAUUCAGAUAAUUCUGGAGAGUGCAAGACAGUUGACUUCUUUGUAGAGGGUUCCCGGCAAAUUUCACCUAUCAUGAAAAUGACAAACAUUCAUGAUGGCUUAUACUAUAUUCAUUUCCAGUCGACUCUGUCAGCCCUCCAGUCUUUCUCAAUUGCUGCAGCAAUUAUUCAUAGUAAUAGUCCUUCGCUUCGACCCAAAUUGUACAGGAGUUGAAACCACAUAAUUCAGGAUUCAGGAUUAAUGUAGUUCCAUCUCUCAAAUCAUAUCAAAGUUCGUAGUUUGUAGUUAACAUAGUAUACAUAAUGUUGAGGUACCAAGUUUGAUUGUCAUGGUUCUGGGUUUUGUGCUGUCCUGCUGUAUUUGUAGUUGAGGCUACUCAACUCAACUGUAUCUAAACUGUCUGCUGCUGCCAACAGGAAAAAAAAAAGGGAAACAGAAUUCUUGAUAUGUUUAUACUUGCUCUAGUUGUGGUCUGUUA
Messenger RNA from Coffea eugenioides, 2502 nucleotides. RefSeq lists its product as uncharacterized. Bases 378 to 2237 code for a protein of 619 amino acids. The record is from RefSeq and is a predicted model, not a curated record. The transcript has 4 exons. Lineage: Eukaryota; Viridiplantae; Streptophyta; Magnoliopsida; Gentianales; Rubiaceae.